Salvelinus fontinalis (brook trout) is the source of this 4950-nucleotide messenger RNA. Its product is annotated as amphoterin-induced protein 3. The transcript is spliced from 2 exons. Lineage: Eukaryota; Metazoa; Chordata; Actinopteri; Salmoniformes; Salmonidae. Gene Ontology annotation, biological process: brain development. The record is from RefSeq and is a predicted model, not a curated record. The coding region runs from base 642 to 2081 and encodes 479 amino acids. Gene Ontology annotation, molecular function: protein binding.
AGAUGACAGUGAGGGAGACAGGGCUGUGCUCUAAAUGACAAACAGCAGGAGGAGGGGAUUGUAGGAGAUUAAGUGAGCUGUGUUUGUAACAUCACAAAGCACUGCAGGAUUUUUUUUAUAAAGCACCGCUCACAUUUGGCAGACAGAUAAAGCCCUCAGAGCAACUUUACCAGUGGACAGAGACUGAGUGAGUGAUAGAAGAGGAGAGUAGUGACAUCUUUGCUCAGGAUUCUGGCUGGGGAAAGGGAUCAUAAGCUCUCACUUCGGACUGAACAGUUGGAUACCUGUGGCUCGCUUAACAUGAAGUACUACUUUUGGGAAAAGGACAAGUCCUGAAGUUAGACUGAACAGUUGGAUACUCGUGUGAAGGAUUGCUUAGAAUUAAAUAGUACUUUGGGGAAAGAGACAAAACAGUCAGGAUUCCGUGCUGUUUGAGCAGUUAGUUUUAGCAGGUCUUGGUGUGGUAGAGCGAAUAUCUGAAUAACUUCGUGUUUUUUUUUAUCUGAUUCAUGACACUUAUUAAAUCAGUGGCAGCGAUGCGGUUUUAAUUGCUUUUUGGUGAGGACGAUGACAAACCUUUGAGUCAGUUGUACAGAGAGGGAAAGUACUCUUCAGGUAAAAGGAGACCAGGCCAGAGCAGAAUGACCUCCCUCUUCUCUCCAGACACUGUAGUGCUGCUGUGCCUCCUCCUCCCCUCCACAAAGGGAACCUGCCCCUCCAUCUGUCUCUGCACCUCAGACACACUGAGCUGUGGCUCCCAGGGCCUCACCAGACUGCCCCUCCUCCUGCCCCCCACCACCGUCACCCUGGACCUCAGCUACAACCGGCUGGGCUGGCUGGGCCCCGGCAGCUUCUCCAGCCUAACCAAACUGGACACCCUCCGCCUGGCAAACAAUCAACUCACGACGCUGGGCCAUGGGGUCUUCCAAAACACCUCCAGCCUCCGUCACCUGGACCUGUCCUCCAACAGGCUGCGGGUGCUGGAGCAGCACUUCCUGCAGGGUCUGUGGAGGCUGGAGGAGCUGCUGCUCUACAACAACCGUAUCACCCGCGUGGAGGGUGGGACGCUGAGCGGUCUGAGCAGCCUCAGGAAGGCUUACUUCAGCCUCAACCAAGUCACAGAAUUCCCCUUCUUUUCCAUACAGGACCACAGUCAUCCGUUUCUCACCAUGUUGGACCUGUCGUCCAACCGUAUGACCACACUACCCUGGGAGGAUGUGAAGGCACUGCCGGGGUCGGUGCAGAAGGGGCUGUACCUACAUAACAACUCUCUGCUGUGUGAGUGUUCCAUGUACAGUGUGUUCUGGCACUGGGAACAGAGGGGCUUCGACUCGGUCAGGGACUUCACAGAUGAGCACACCUGCCUGAUCUACGGCGAGCCGCGCGCCUCGGUCCGAUUCCUCCGACACUCCCUCUACUUCCAAAACUGCACAGUGGGGAAGGUGGUCUCUUUGCCCAUGGCUGUUCUCCUCUCCAACCUCAUGGUGAACGAGGGGGAGAGGGUCCGUCUGGACUGCCAAACCUCUCUCCGAGGUAAAGAGCUGUCAUACACGUGGGUCUCGCCAAAUCAGGAGUACCUGACCCAGAUGAGCUUCAACGACACCCUCAUCAACGUGUUCCCUAACGGGACCUUGGAGAUCCCAGCAGCCAAGGUGAACGACUCGGGAGUCUACUUGUGUACAGCCCUGGACUACAAACACAUGCUGAAUGCAACCAGGGAGGUGAAUGUCACCGUGAUCCGCCCUAUGCCUGACACCUUCAACACGGGCUACACAACCUUGCUGGGUUGCGUGGUCACCCUGGUAGUCAUCCUAAUGUACCUCUACCUAACGCCCUGCCGCUGUGGGUGCUGUAAGCAGCCCCUGCCCCCGGCCAUCCCGAUCCCAGCCUACGACCCAAACACCCUGGCCUCCAUCUUCUCCCCCACACUGAGCCACAGGGACCCAACCAAGGCCAACAUCAACAAGCGGGUGGUGUUCAUGGAGCCUCUGAUGGAGGAGCAGAACGGGGAUCUGAGGGCCACCCUGGCCAGGGAGCAACCAGCGCUGCAGUGGGAGUGGGGCGCCAGCGGACUCUCCUAGUUAAUCAGAGCCUGUCGCUGACAAAUAGCACUUUAAGAAUUGAGCCCCUGACUUACAAUAGACAUGUAUCAGGUGGUCUAAAUGGAACACAAAAAUGACAUCCUCAUUCUCUUUCUCUGCUGGAAGGCUUCAUCUAACCGGACUAUCCUCAAAUGAUCGCUGAGCCCUGGAGAGUGUGAAAGAGAGACCCUCACAGGUCUAUAUAAGGGCUCUAACUAAUGUUCCUCCUCUUUGUCUCAUUGAAGACCAGGUUUUGAGUUUGGCAAGACUGUAUAUUUCUGCCCAUGCUAUUGUGGAAGGUUAGAGCAAGGUUAAUUGAACGGCACGAACUCCGGCACUGGAGAGACUUAUUUUCUCUCCUUAAAAUCAUGAACUCCAAAAGCAUUGGUCUUCCCUUCUCCCUGAAGUGUAAAAAUAUUGCAUUGGUGUAAGCAUGGGAAGAUUGUAGACAGAUUUCCUAUUAUAUUUAACAUGAGCUAAUUCCUUUUAAAUCCUUAAAUGGAUGGGAGAGCAUGAGCGGACACAUUCGGGUGAAAGGGCUGGGACAGAAUUGGGGAACACUGAUGAAGUCCUAUUGGGACAUUUUGGACUUGGCUGAUAUCCACAAAAGCUGUUAGAGUAAUAGAGUUUUUGGAAUUGUCUUCUUUUUUUUUUCCUUCAUGGGAUUAAAGUUAAUCGUGAUUUAAUCAGGUCACCGGCGAACCACACGCCCCCGCAAAUAUAUACUGUUCAAAAGUUUGGGGCCACAGAAAUGUCCUUGUCUUUGAAAGAAAAGCACAUUUUUUGUCCAUUAAAAUAACAUAAAAUUGAUCAGAAAUACAGUGCAGACAUUGUUAAUGUCAUAAAUGACUAUUGUAGCUGGAAACGGCUGAUUUUAAUGGAAUAUCUACAUAGGCGUACAGAGGCCCAUUAUCAGCAACCAUCACUCCUGUGUUCCAAUGGCACUUGUGUUAGCUAAUCCAAGUUUAUCAUUUUAAAAGGCUAAAUGAUCAUUAGAAAACCCCUUUGCAAUUAUGUUAGCACAGCUGAAAACUGUAGUGCUAAUUAAAAAAGCAAUACAACUGGCCUUCUUUAGACUAGUUGAGUAUCUGGAGCAUCAGCAUUUGUGGGUUUGAUUACAGGCUCAAAAGGUUCUCUGAAACAUUUAGUUAAUUUAAUCUGAUUGUCAUAAGGUUCGAUGACUUUGUCCACACAGGGCAUCUGAACACACAAAUACAUUGAUGAUUUUCAUAAAAAUUUGGGCUGUUUUAUUUAACUUUUGUGCACCUGUGGUGUUCCUGGUCAAAAAUGACCGGCCAUUAGAAAUGAAUGGGUGAGACUACACUGUUCAUUCAUCAGAUGGACACACUUCCUCUCCCAGACCCACACAUGCAUGCGUGUUUGAGCACACACACACACACACACACACACACACACACACACACACACACACACCUCACUCCCCUUCUUGGCUUUCAUGGCAACCCCCACGGGAACAUUUCCCCAAUAGAAUCAUUCCCCCACAGGAACCACACCUUUUGGCAUUUUCACAAACAAUCGCAACAUUGUUUCAAUACUAUAUAGAACUUUUCUCACAGCUCAUAAAGCUUUUUUGAGGCCUUGCUUACAAUUCAUUUUGUGGCAGCACAAUGACCAAACGAUAUACUGUAUGUGAGGCUCUUGAUCAUAUCUUUGAUAAUGACACUGGUGAGGAGGAGAGAGACCAGGAAACUGACAGUGAAGAUGCAUUAGAGGAGGAAGUGUCAGAAGUUGAAGACAACACAGAAUAUGAUCAAGACCAAGAGACAACCGAUGUGGAACAAUCCAGUGAUGAGGAAGAGGGCCCUGCUGAGGUUGUUGUUACAUUCCGGUCAAAGAAUUGGAAUUUAUCCUGGUCUUCAUCCCCACCUGAGAGGAGAGGUCGGCUGUCGGCUGAAAAUGUUAUCAGGAUGACCUCAGGGCCAAAAACAUACGUCAUAUCCCGGGUUGAUGACAAAAUACUGCCACUAUUUGAAAAUUUGAAAUGGUUUCAAAACAAAUGUCCUUGUUAAACUUUGACACAAAGUAAUCUGUGAUAAAUAGCACAAUAUGUUUCAUCUGAGUAUUUGUUAUAGUCAAAAUAAUCCAUACAUUAUGCUUUUUUUACUCAAAAACGAGUUGUAUGAGCUCAGGUCAAUGAGGGCUACAGGCCAUAAAUAGCAAAAAGAAGUUGAAAAGUUCUUGUGAACAUUACAAGUUAAGUUGAUAAAAAAUAUCUAACACAACAUUAGGUAAUAAUACAUAUAUAAUGUAUUUACAAUCAGCUAUGAUGGGGCGGUCAUUUUGGACUGGGAACACAGAAUUAAUUAACAUGAAACUAAAACAACAGGAGGGUUAAAAAGAUUCAGCAAGAAUAUGAAGACAAUUGUUGCUGUAGGAAAAUAGGUUUCCCGCACUUUGAAAGAUUGGACUUCAAAAACAGGAAUUAUCAUGCGAACACAUUUUAAUUCGUAACCUCUACAGGAUCGGUGUUUCCCCCCCCCGCGGGACAGUUGAGCUAACGUAGGCUAAUGUGAUAUGCAUGAGGUUGUAAGUAACAAACAAAAAAAUCCCAGGACAUAGACAUUGAUGAGCAGAAAGCUUCAAUUCUUGUUACUCUAACUGCACUGUCCAAUUUACAGUAGCUAUUACAGUGAAAAAAUACCAUGCUAUUGUUUGAGGAGAGUGCACAAUGACGACGUUGAAAAUGUAUUAAUAAACCAAUUAGGCACAUUUGGGCAGUCUUUAUACAACAUUUUGAACAUACAUGCAAUGGUUCCCUCACGACGCCAGGACAGCGGAGUCAAUCACCACCUUCCGGAGACACCUGAAACCCCACCUCUUCAAGGAAUACCUAGGAUAAAGCAAUCUU